Molecule: messenger RNA, 432 nt
Organism: Cylicocyclus nassatus
Lineage: Eukaryota; Metazoa; Nematoda; Chromadorea; Rhabditida; Strongylidae
Source: the annotation of a GenBank genome assembly
AUGGGUUUCGCAUUUUUUGAUCUCGUCUGCGGACAGCAGAUUGGCGAGAACAAUGACACAACAGGUGGAAGCGCCUUUGAAAAAUCUUGUGACUACCUCCAACACAUCUACACCGAAAAACCUGGUGCUUGUCCAAAAAUCAAAAACCAAUCCAAUUAUGAAUGUACUGCGCUCUGUCAUCUAGAUGGAGAUUGUCCUGAAACCGAAAAGUGCUGUUCCUAUGGCUGCAGCAGUCAGUGUGUCUUGCCGAAAGGAAGAGAUCCGCGAUUGUUGCCAAUACCAGGCUCCAUCUCUGUCCAAGAACGGAAGAGGAAACGCUCAAUUAUCAUAAGCUGGGUGAUGCAAAAGCUCACUCUGGGACAGAAUGCUGCCAAUUCAAACCUUUAUGUGGUGCAGUGGCGGUGGGUCUACACUCUGAAGGCGAAAGUAUGA